AAAAAUACCAUUUUCUUUUCACUUGAUAAUAUGAUCAUUUGUCGUGAACAAGCUAUUUGUAUUUUUUAUUGUAAAGAGUUUACUGAAGAAAAUGUAGCGAUUUGCUCCAAAAAAAUAGAGGACAUUGGUGAUGUAGACAUUUGCUAUUUAGUUGAUCCUACUGAUCCAGUUCUGGUGUUGGACAUAAAAGUCAACACUUUACCGUUCAAAUUUCAUCGUUAUAUAUCGAAUUAAGAAGAAUCAAAUUCAAAAAUUUCUUCUCAAGAAACACAAGAAAAAGAACGCGUACAAUUAAGUGAGUUUGGGUUGUAACUACAUAUUAGAAAAUCGAUUUGUUUAACUUUUGUUUUAACACUUAUAUUGUUAUAUCACCAUUUUUUUCUUUGUCGGUCCUUUUUGACGGAAAUGUCUAGAACUCCGUAUUUUUUUCAAACGUAUUUUUUUCAAAUAAACGUAUUUUUUAGAAUCACACGAUGGUCUACACGUCGAUUGACAUGCCAUAUC
Molecule: messenger RNA, 504 nt
Organism: Mucor mucedo
Lineage: Eukaryota; Fungi; Mucoromycota; Mucoromycetes; Mucorales; Mucoraceae
Exons: 1
Coding region: 31-234 (67 amino acids)
Source: RefSeq, a predicted model, not a curated record